Molecule: messenger RNA, 10381 nt
Organism: Oxyura jamaicensis (ruddy duck)
Lineage: Eukaryota; Metazoa; Chordata; Aves; Anseriformes; Anatidae
Gene: MYO15A
Product: myosin XVA
Exons: 64
Coding region: 29-10381 (3450 amino acids)
Cellular component (GO): cytoskeleton; myosin complex
Molecular function (GO): cytoskeletal motor activity; ATP binding; protein binding
Source: RefSeq, a predicted model, not a curated record
CGGAGCAUGAGCGCCCGCCACCGCCAGGAUGGUCGGCAAGAAGGGGGAGCCCAAAAAGGAGGCGGAUGGCAAGGGCAAGGGGGGCAAAGGGAAAGGGAAGGAUGGCAAGAAGGGCAAGAAGGAGGCGCUCGAGGAGGCGGAGGAGACGUCGGACGCGGAGCUGCUGAAGGCGGAGGAGAGCGAGGAGCCCGAGGUGGUGGAGGAGGAGAAGGAAGAGGAGGAGGUCGCUGCCGAGGAGCCCAAGAAGGCGAAAGGGAAGGAGAAGAAGGGGGUGCUCAAGGCGGUGGUGGCCAAGAAGCCGGGCCGGGGGAAGAAGGUGCAGCUGGAGACGGAGGAGGAGGAAGGCGAGAGCGAUGCCGCACCAGCCAAGAACGUCAAGGGCACCUCCAAGCUGGCGAUGGGGCUGGCGGCCGACAUCACCAAGAAGAAGAAAGGGGCCAAGGGCGCGGAGGCCAAGGGCCAGACAAAAGCAUCCACUGCGGCGUCCGGCCCGGCCGAAGACGAGGAGGUGGCGGCAGAGGCACCGAAGGCCCGGGCGAAGCGGAGCCUCCGCAGCACCUCCAAGCUCUUCCUGGGCUUCAAGAAGCUGGGGCUGCGUCGGCCCAAGAAGGGGCAGUUCAAGAACACCUCCCGCUUCUUCUGGGGGCUGCAGAAGCACAGCACCAAGAGGAAGAAGAAGAAGAAGAACAAGGCCGUGCUCAAGUCCACCUCCAACCUCAUGGUGCGCUUCAAGCACGUGGGCAAGAAGAGGAAGGAGGCGGAUGCUGCCGCCGCCGCUGCCACCACCGCUGCCGCCGCCGCCACCUCCCCGCCGGCAAAACCAUCCUUCCUGCUGCUGCGCCGGGCAGGGCAGGCGGCCGAGGACGGCGCGUCCCUCUUCCGCCGGCGCCCGGAAAGGAAAUUCAAGCCCCGGGCGCAGGUGCUGAGCAAGGCGGCCGCCGCCACGGGCUGGCUGGCCAGGAAGCUGCUCUCGCGGCGCGGGCGGCUGGCGGGGGGCGGCCGGGCGGCCGACACGGCCUGGCUGUCCCGCAUCGGUGCCAAGAAGCUGCCGUUCCCCGCGGAAGACGAGAUCCUCAGGCACCGAGCCAACAUGAGGCGGCUCCCGGCCGGCAGCGGGCCGGCAGCCCCCGGCGCCGCGCGGCACGGCCAGGAGCGGCUCGGCAGCAUGGUGCGGCGCCCGGCACGGCGCAGAUCGCAGCGCGCGCCCCCGGAGACGCCGGUGCCGAGCUACGGCUGGGCACGGGAGGAGCAGGAUGGGGCCUACGGGCGCCGGCACGGGUACACCAAGGAGGUGCAGGAUGGGGCCUACGGGCGGCGGCUGAGCUACGCCAAGGAGGAGGAAGAUGGAGCCUACGGCCGCCGGCGUGGCUAUGCUGAGGAGGAGGAGGAGGAUGGGCCCUACGGCCUCCAGCGUGGUUAUACCGAGGAGGAGGAGGAGGAGGAAGGCUACAUCCGAUCACCAACCCCAGCCUACCCGGCGGGGUAUGGCUUUGAGGAGGUGGCGCCCAGCCGUUACGUCGAGUACCCCGGCUACGAGGCGGAGGAGGAGUACGGUUUCUACGGGGGGGGCUGGGAUGAGGACGAGCCCCUGGAGCAGCCCUACGGCUACGCAGAGGACGAGGACUACGAGCCGUACGGCGACAGGACCCCGCUCCGCCUCCACGACCCUUACAGCAGCGACCUGGAGUACGGCGAGGAGGCAGCGGGGCCCUUCGGCUACGGGGGGGACCCGUACGAGGACUUCGGGGACCCCCUCGGCCCCGUGGCAGGCGGCGGGGGGUACCUGGGGGAUGAGUACCCCGAGCACCGCAUCCAGUACAGCGAGGGCGGGUGGGCGCCGCACGCCCAGUCCUCCUGCAACCCCUACGCCCUGCCCCUGGACGAGAUCGCCGAGGCCGAGGAGCCGGAGGAGUGGGAGGAGGAGGAGGAGAGGGAUUAUCCCUUCUCCAUCCUCAGCACCUCCUCGCUCAAGGGCAUGCGGGACACGCUGUCCUCCAAGCUCUCCCUCAACAGGAAAUUCAGGCUCUUCCCCCGGCCUCAGGUGAAGAUUUUUGGCAGGGACCGCCUGGACAUCUCCCUCCCGCCGUCCCCGCACCGCGACGAGGAUGACUACGACGAGUACGAGCCGCCGCCGGCUGCCGGUGGCUCCGCGGGACGCCGGGGGGGCCGGGUCUCGGCGGCGCGGGCGUGCGGGAGCCCCCUGGGGCAGUUCCUGCAGCGCUCCCUCUCGCAGCCCCAGCCCCUGCUCCAGCCCCCCGGCCGCCCCCUACGGGGUGCAGGAGCCCCCCGAGACCGUGGUGCCCCCCAGCCUUCCUACAGGCGCUUCAGCCGCAGGCUGGCGGGGUUGGAGAGCGCUGGGUCGGUGCGGGCAGGGGGCGGCCGGGACCCCCUGCCACGAGAUCCGGGGGCUUUGCGGCCGCCCUCGCUCCGUAACCCCUUUGCCAACCCCGGGGGCUCCCCCCCGCCAGCCCGGGAGCACCCCGGCAGCGUGCGGGGCGAGGGCGCGCGGCGUUCCCCAUCGCUCGGCGCCAGCCUCCGCCGGCUCAGCCCCGAGCCCCCCGCCGUGCCACGGGCACCCCCAAACACUGCGAUGUCGGGGCCGGGGUCACAGCGUUUGGGGGUGCCCGUGGCGGGGUCGGGGAGACCCCUGUCCCCGCGGCCGUCACGGCGGAGCGGCCCCCCCGGGGUGACAGCCCCCGGAUGGCUCCCCCAAGCCUGGCCCCGCCAGCCUGAGCCCCCCACCAAGGCCGUGAAGCCGCUGCUGAGGACCCCCUUCCUCCCACCAUCCUCGCGCCCUGGCAGCCACCGGCUCGGCCCGCCCAGCCCCUCCUGGGACGAGGGACCCAGCAUGGAGCUGCCCCCCUGGCAGGGCACCCCCCCACCUCCCAGCCCUGCGCCUGGGCCCCCCAGAUCUUUCCUCCAGCGCAUCGGGCAGCCCCUGGCCGGCAUGGCCCCGCAGUCACAGCCAGCAAGGCCACCUCCUGCCAGAACGGGGGGCCGCAGCCUGUCCCCGGGACGGAUCCGGCACAUGGGGCAGUCCCUGGCAUCGCUGCUGGUGGGGAGCAUGGCCCCCACCCAAGCCCCCCCAUCCCCACCGCCUGCUCGCCGUCCCCUGUCCCACUCGCCCUCCCCGCCGAGGCGCGCGUCCUGGCGGGACGGGGGCACCCCCGGAUCUCCAACCCCAAACGUGCGGUGCCCGCUGCCCCCCUCCGCCCCCAGCACCCGCCGCAGCCCCUCGCCCCGCGGCCGUGCCCCGGGCUCUCCGUCCGCCCUCCGCCGCAGCACCCGUGCCCCCGAGCCUCCGGAGAGCGAGGCUGCGGCCGGGGAGGACGGCGCGGGGCGCUACGCCGUGGUGACGCCGCAGAUCCAGAGGCUGGGCUCCUUCCGGAGGGCGUCCCGCAUGUACAAGCAGCACUGGUCCAAGCAGCACGUCGUGCGGGUGCGGGAGAUGCCCGACGCCUGGACGGCCGAGCAGGGAUACCCCCGGCGCCCUGCCGAGCGCGGCCGGCAGCGGGCGAGCCAGCGGGGAGCCGACAUCGCCCGGUACCUGAGCCAGCGCUCGCCGGCGGGCGGCUGGAGGGAGAGGAACCCCUGGGCGGACGGGUACCUGGGCACCAAGCAGCCCUGGCGCAGCAAGAUGCAGUCGCUGUGCAGCCUGCCCAUCGUGCGCUACCAGGAGCCGCAGGAGGAGGACGGGCUGGAGGACCUGACCCAGCUGGAGGACCUGCAGGAAGCCGCGGUGCUGAGCAACAUCCGGACACGGUUCGAGCGCCAGCUCAUCUACACGUACAUCGGCAGCAUCCUGGUGUCGGUGAACCCCUACCGGCUGUACAACAUCUACGGGACGGAGCAGGUGCUGCAGUACGAGGGCAGGGCGCUGGGCGAGAACCCCCCGCACCUCUUUGCGAUCGCGAACGUCGCCUACUCUAAAGUGAUGGAUGCCAAACACAACCAGUGCAUCGUCAUCAGCGGGGAGAGCGGCUCGGGGAAGACCGAGGCCACCAAGCUGAUCCUGCGCUACCUGGCAGCCGUCAGCCAGAAGCGCAGCACCGCACAGCAGGUGGGUAUCCUGGAGGCGACCCCCUUGCUGGAAUCCUUCGGCAACGCCAAAACCGUGAGGAACGACAAUUCCAGCAGGUUUGGGAAAUUUGUGGAAAUCUUUCUGGAGGACGGUUUGAUCUGCGGCGCCAUCACCUCGCAGUACCUGCUGGAGAAAUCCCGCGUGGUCUUCCAGGCCAAGAGCGAGCGCAACUACCACAUCUUCUACGAGAUGCUGGCGGGGCUGCCCGCACAGCAGCGGCAGCGCUACUGCCUGCAGGGCGCCGAGACCUACUACUACCUGAACCAGGGUGGGAACUGCGAGAUCCCCGGCAAGGACGACGCGGAGGAUUUCCGACGGCUGCUCAGCACCAUGGAGGUGCUGGGCUUCAGCGUGGAUGAGCAGAACAGCAUCUUCCGCAUCCUCUCCUCCGUCCUCCACCUGGGCAACGUCUACUUCGAGAAAUACGAGACCGACUGCCAGGAGAUCGCCACGGUGGUGAGCGCCACGGAGAUCCGGACGGUGGCGGAGCUGCUGCAGGUGUCCCCCGAGGGGCUGCAGAAAGCCAUCACCUUCAAGGUGACGGAAACGCUGCGGGAGAAGAUUUUCACCCCGCUGACCGUCGAAAGCGCCGUGGAUGCCAGGGAUGCCAUCGCCAAGACCCUGUACGCCCUGCUCUUCGGCUGGCUCACCGACCGCAUCAACAAGCUGGUGUACCCGCGGCAGGACGCCCUCUCCAUCGCCAUCCUCGACAUCUACGGCUUCGAGGAUCUCAACUUCAACAGCUUCGAGCAGCUGUGCAUCAACUACGCCAACGAGUACCUGCAGUUCUUCUUCAACAAGAUCGUCUUCCAGGAGGAGCAGGAGGAGUACCUGCGGGAGCAGAUCGAGUGGAAGGAAAUCCCCUUCAGCGACAACCAGCCCUGCAUCGACCUCAUCUCCCAAAAACCCUACGGCAUCCUCCGCAUCCUGGACGACCAGAGCUGCUUCCCCCAGGCCACGGACCACACGUUCCUGCAGAAGUGUCACUACCACCACGGCACCAACCCGCUGUACACCAAGCCGAAGAUGCCUCUGCCCGAGUUCACCAUCAAGCACUACGCGGGGAAGGUGACCUACCAGGUGCACAAGUUUUUGGAUAAGAACUACGACCAGGUCCGCCAGGACGUGCUGGACCUGUUCCUCAGCAGCAGGACCAAGGUGGUGGCCAACCUCUUCUUCGGCCAUGCCCAGGUGCUGGCCCGGCAGCGGAGCCUGGUGAGGAGGAGCAGCACCAGGACGCGGCGCUACAAGGCUCCCACCGUGGCCGCCUGCUUCCAGCAGUCGCUGCUCGAGCUGGUGGAGAAGAUGGAGAGGUGCAACCCCUUCUUCGUGCGCUGCCUCAAACCCAACAACAAGAAGGAGCCGGGGCUCUUCGAGGCCGACGUGGUCAGCAGCCAGCUGCGCUACUCGGGCAUCCUGGAGACCAUCCGCAUCCGCAAGGAGGGCUUCCCCAUCCGCAUCCCCUUCCUCGUCUUCAUCGACAGGUACCGCUGCCUGGUCGACAUGUGGUCCAACGUGGUUCCCAACGGGGCCAACUGCGUGGAGAUGCUGAGGAACCUCUGCCCUGUCAGCCCCAGCAUGUACUACGUCGGCGUCACCAAGCUCUUCCUGAAGGAGCAGCUCUACCAGGCGCUGGAGAGCAAGCGAGCCCGUGCGCACCACCUGGCCGCGCUCACGCUGCAGCGCUACGCCCGCACCUUCUUCAUCAAGCGGCGAUUCCGCUCGCUGCGCCGCAAGAUCGUCCUGCUGCAGAGCCGGGCGCGAGGCUACCUGGCCAGGCAGCGGUACCGGCGCAUGAGGCACACGCUCAUCAAGUUCAGGUCGCUGGUGCACAUCUACGUGAACCGCCGGCGGUACCUCAAGAGGAAGGAGGACGCCCGCCGGCGAGCGGAGGAGGAGAAGGAGAGGAUGAAGCAGGAGCUGACGAGGAGGGAGGUGGUGGACGUGACGCACCUGGAGAUCCCCGCAGAGCUGAUGGGGCUGCUGGAGGCCGCGGCGGCCGCCCGGGAGGUGAACGCCGGCUGCGUGGUCCUGGUGCCGCCCCCGGCGCUGCAGCCCGACUCCCAGCUCACCCUCCCGCUCGACAUCAACGACUACCCCAUGGCCAAGUACGUGCGGGGCCACUUCCAGGAGCCGGCUUUCGGGAUGCUGACGGCCCCGCUGGCAGCUCCGCUCACCCGGCUGGACGAGGAGCUGUGCCACGAGGCGCUCGGCCUCUUCAAGCUGAUCCUGCGCUUCAUGGGCGACCCGGGGCUGGGCGGCUCGCAGGAGACCCUCUUUGGCAACUACAUCGUGCAGAAGGGGCUGGCGGCGCCGGGGCUGCGGGACGAGCUGCUGGCACAAGCCGCCAACCAGGUCUGGCGCAACACCAACGUCAACAACGAGGAGCGGGGCUGGCUGCUGCUGGCCGCCUGCCUCAGCGCCUUCCCCCCCUCGGCCGCCUUCGACAAGUACCUGCUCAAGUUUGUCUCCGACUACGCCUUUGCCGGCUACAAGCCGGUGUGCCAGCGCAAGCUGAUGCACGCCAUGGCGCGGUCCCAGCUGGGCGCCGCGGCCGCCCGCGCCUACCCGCCCUCGCUGCUGGAGUGGACGGCGAACCGGCGGCAAGCCAGCAUGGCCCUGCAGCUCUUCUGCUUCAACGGCGACGCGUUCUCCUGCCCCGUGCACUCCUGGAGCACCGGCGAGGACCUGGCCGGGGAUGUCCUGAAGCACAGGGGGCUGGCGGAGGGCUGGCGGGGCUGGUCCGUGGCCAUGAAGGCGGGCGCCCAGUGGGCCGAGCUGGCCGGCCACGACUACGUCCUGGACCUCAUCUCCGACCUGGAGCUGCUGCAGGGCUUCCCCAAGCAGAAGUCGUGCUUCCUCAUCGCCUGGGAAGGCGCGGGGAGCCGCGGCCGUGCCAGCCAGGCGGCGCAGGGGCACGGCGGCGUGGAUUUGGACGAGGUGCCUCCUCCUCCGGCCGUCAGAGCGCCCACGCUGCCCUCGCUGGCGGAGGCGGAGGGGUACCCGCCGCACGACUCCGACUUCGGGGAGCCGCGCACCCAGAAGGGUUUGGACCGGUACCUGGACAGCCUCUUCGACCCGGUGCUGUCCUACGGCAACGGGGAGCUGGAGAAGCCGGCUGCCCUCGUGCAGAGGAUGAAGGGAGGCGGGGGCACAGGAGGAGGGGAGGGAGGCGGUGAUGCCAAGCAGACCAGAGCCGCUGCGCCUGCAGAGCCGCGGCAGCUGAGGGCAGCGGAGCCAGCCCCGUCCCCGCAGCGCUGGGCGGACCCCAACCCACCAGGACCCCCGGGCAGAGCAGCGGAGGGGUCGCCCACCCGCGUCCCUCAGCCCCGGCCCUACCUGCAGAAAGCCGCUCCCACAGCCCGGCAGUGGGACGGCGAGCCGGUGCGGCACUCCCGGCUCAACUCGGAGCACUUCCCACGGCCCACGCACAACAUCCGCAACAUCAUCCGGCAGUGCCAGCCCGCCCCGCGCGGCGCACAGCCCCCCAGCAAGCUCUUUGGGAAGAAGCUGGACCCCCACGAGGAAGCCAUGCAGAUCCUGAAGGAGCAGCUCUCGGCAGCCCAGGUGCCCGCGGCCGUGGGACCCUCGGAGGCGGUGGCCGCGGUGAAACCGGUCACGGGUGGCGGGUACCAGCCGCGAGCGCCGACGGGGAGACCAGCGGCCACCCGGCCCCCAGUCUCCGUGUCCCGGGAGCUCCCCUCCGAGGCGCAGCAGGUCCAGACCCAGCUCCACCGCAGCUGCAGCGAGGACUUCUACACCUACCGCAACGUGCCGUGGAAAAUGUACAUCCGCAAGGAGGUUUUCUACCCCAAGGACAGCUUCAACAACCCGCUGCUGCUGGACCUCAUCUUCCGCCAGAUCUUCACCGACACGCUCUCCGACACCUGCAUCCGCAUCAGCCCCGAGGAGCGGCUGCGCAUGAAGUCCCUCUUCGCGGAAAACAAGCUGGACUCCUUCAGCCCCGUGGCCACCGAGAGCGUCAAGAAGGAGAUCGUGGCUGCCGCCCGGGACGGCUGCGAGGUGUAUUUCUCACGGCUCUUCCCCGCCACGGGCAGCGUGGGCACGGGGGUGCAGAUCCUGGCCGUGUCCCACGCCGGCAUCAAGCUGCUGCGGCUGGUGAAGGGCACCAACGUGCCCGGGGAGCAGCUGCGGGUGCUGCGGGCGUACGGCUACGCCGAUGUGCUCUUCGUGACCACCCCGUCCAGGAACAUGCUGGAGUUCAACCUGAGCAGCGAGAAGCUCAUCCUCUUCUCCCCCAAGGCCCCCCAGGUCAAGGCCAUGGUGGACCAGUUCAUCACGGAGCUCAGGAAGGACUCGCAGUACGUGGUGGCCGUCAGGAACUACAGCCCGGAGGACGGCGCCCAGCUCAGCUUCCACAAGGGGGACAUCAUCCACCUGCAGCCGCUGGAGCGCCCCGAGCGAGACCAGUACUACGGCUGCGUGGUCCGCAAGAAGGUGAUGUACCUGGAGGAGAUGAAGACGGGCACCCAGGAUUUUGGGUGGAAGUUCGGGGCCAUCCAUGGCAGGUCGGGGCUCUUCCCGGCCGAGUACGUCCAGCCCGUCGCCGCCCCCGACUUCGUCCACUUGCCGGCGGAGAGGAAAGAGGAGCCCCGGGACAAGCAGGGCAGGGUGGCAGCCUCGGGGGCCGUGGCCGUGGCCGUGGCUUCCACUGCUGUGGCCCAGGAGCUGGACCGCAGGACCGAGGUGGGUGCUGCCGUGUCUCCUGCCUUCCCCGGGGGUUCGGAGGGUGACGGAGGUGACCAGCUUGGGGACAUCGUGGGGACCUGCCCCAUGCUGGCCUUCGCCAGGCGCUAUUUCCGCGCGGCACGGCACGGGACCGCGGAGUCCUGCGGGAUGAAGGCUAAAAAGGAAGGGCCCGACGGGAUGGAGAUGCUGAGGUUCACCAAGGUCCCCAUCCAGGAAUCGCUCAUCGAGUUCACGGACGGCAGCAUCAGCAAGCUGGCCACCGAGGCUUUCCAAGCCGUGAUGAAGUUCAUGGGCGACCACCCUCCGAGGGGGCACACGGAGCUGGACAUCGUCUGCACCAUCCUCAAGCUGUGCGCGGAGCACGAGGUCCUGCGGGACGAGGUGUACUGCCAGAUUGUCAAGCAGGUCACCGACAACACCAGCUCCAAGCCGGACAGCUGCCAGAAGGGCUGGAGGCUGCUCUACAUCCUCACCGCCUACUACAAGUGCUCCGAGGUGCUCAGACCCUUCCUCCUGGCUUUCCUGCAGGGUGCCAGCGGGCGCCCGGAGCUCCCUUUCCAUGGGAUCUCCAAAGCCUGCGAGCAAAACUUAAGGAAAACCCUGCAGUUUGGUGGCCGCAGCCUGCUCCCCAGCAGCAUGGAGCUCAAAGCCAUGGUGGCUGGGCGCAGCGCCAAGCGGCAGCUCUUCCUCCUGCCCGGCGGCAUCGAGCGGCACCUCAAGAUCAAGACGUGCUCGGUGGCUCAGGACGUGAUCGAGGAGCUGUGCUGCGAGAUGGGGCUGCAGCGCCCGGAGGCUUUCGACGAGUACAUCCUCUUCGUGGUCACCGACAGAGGGCAGAACGUGCGGCCGCUGACCCGCCGGGAAUACAUCCUGGACGUGGCCACCGAGACGGAGCGCCUGGACGCCAGCUACACCUUCUGGUGCCGCCGCGUGGUCUGGAGCCAGCCCCUCAAGUUCGACAACGAGCUCUACGUCACCGUGCACUACAACCAGGUGCUCCCCGACUACCUCAAGGGGCUGUUCACCGUCCUGCCGCCUUCGAGGCUGGGAGAGCAGCACUUCCAGCAGGUGGCCAAGCUGGCCGCCCUCCAGCACCGCGCCAAGGAUGGCCACCGGCUCCCCACCGCGAGGGAGGUGCAGGACUACGUCCCCCCGCAGCUCUUCCACCUGCUGACGGCCCAGUCCUGGCUCCACAUGGUGACCCAGCACGCGCAGCAAGCCCAGGCGCUCAGCGCCCACCAGGCCAGGGCGCAGUUCCUGGGGCUGCUGAGCGCCUACCCCAUGUUCGGCUCGUCCUUCUUCUACAUCCAGAGCUGCAGCAACAACGCCAUCGUCUCGCCCUGCAUCCUGGCCGUCAACCAGAACGGCCUCAACUUCCUCAGCAAGGACACCCACGAGCCGGUGGCCAAGUUCUCGCUGAAGGAGAUCCAGGCCACGCGGACGCGGCGGCCGACGGCCGGCUCCAGCUACCCCUACGUGGAGAUCACGGUGGGGGAGCUGCUGGCGCAGGGCAUCACCCAGCUGCAGCUGGAGCAGGUAGGGGCACCCCCGGGGGGGGGGGCCCCCCCAAACUCCCUCAGCCCCUCGUGA